This is a messenger RNA of Cornus florida, 1520 nucleotides long. Its product is annotated as probable auxin efflux carrier component 8. Gene Ontology annotation, cellular component: endoplasmic reticulum; plasma membrane. Gene Ontology annotation, biological process: auxin polar transport; auxin export across the plasma membrane. The coding region runs from base 92 to 1168 and encodes 358 amino acids. The record is from RefSeq and is a predicted model, not a curated record. The transcript has 6 exons. NCBI's taxonomy places the organism in Eukaryota, Viridiplantae, Streptophyta, Magnoliopsida, Cornales, Cornaceae. Gene Ontology annotation, molecular function: auxin efflux transmembrane transporter activity.
AGAGCCUUUAUAUAUAUGACCAAGGUUUCAUACAAGAAAUAUAGAGGGAAGAGUUAGUUAUUUGCCAUAUAUCCUUGAACCAGUAGCCGUUAUGAUUGCCCUACAUGAUAUCUACCGUGUGGUGGCAGCCACUGUCCCUUUGUAUGUUGCCAUGAUCUUAGCCUACCUCUCCGUAAAAUGGUGGAAGCUCUUUACACCAGAUCAAUGUGCCGGAAUCAACAAGUUUGUGGCAAAAUUCUCAAUCCCACUAUUGUCCUUCCAAGUCAUCUCCACAAACAACCCCUACAAAAUGAACCUGAGUCUUGUAUGUGCAGAUUUCCUUCAGAAGCUUCUCGCCUUUCUCGCGAUGGCAAUAAUCUCCAAAUUUAGCUCCAGAGGAAGCCUCAAGUGGAUCAUAACAGGUCUUUCACUCUCAACACUGCCCAACACUUUGAUACUCGGACUUCCACUACUAAGAGCCAUGUAUGGGGAUAAAGCGGCCGAGCUCCUUGCCCAGAUUGUCGUGUUACAGAGCGUGAUUUGGUAUAAUCUAUUGUUGUUUCUGUUUGAGCUCAGCGCUACAAGAGAAACCUUUGUCACAACACCAUUAGAAUCCACAGGGGAUCCGGAGACCCAACAAGAAGCACAACGAAAAGAGGGAGGGGAGGACACAACGACAAAUAGAACUGCUACCAAAAGAAAAAUCAUUCUCAUUCUUCUGACAGUGGGAAGGAAGCUCAUAAGCAACCCGAAUACUCAUGCAACUAUGUUAGGCCUUAUUUGGGCAAGCAUACACUACAGGUGGGGAGUACAAAUGCCAAAGAUUGUUGAAAAAUCAAUAUUAUUGUUAUCGGAAGGAGGACUUGGAAUGGCAAUGUUCAGCUUAGGUCUCUUCAUGGCAUCAAGGUCUAGCAUUAUAGCAUGUGGGAUCCGAAUGGCAGUGUUAGCCAUGGCGUUGAAGUUUGUAGCCGGACCUGCCCUAAUGACAGUGCCCUCCAUAGUUAUUGGUUUAAGGGGAGCAUUGUUUAGAGUGGCAAUUGUGCAGGCAGCUCUUCCUCAAGGAAUCGUGCCAUUCGUGUUUGCCAGAGAGUAUAAUGUAUAUCCGGACAUCUUGAGCACUGGGGUGAUCUUUGGCAUGCUCAUUGCGUUGCCAAUCACGUUGGUCUACUACUUCCUGCUAGCACUGUAAUCCAGAGCACAGAAGACAUAUUGUUGAAAAGGUUGAUUUUAUUUAUAUUCAGAAAUUCUUUGGCAUGUUACAAGACUAAUUCUCUGGCAGAAACAAGAGACUGUUGUAUUCUUUAAUAACACUACUAAGCAUAUGUAUGAAUAAUAUAGGAAACAUGUGGAAUGUAUGGUUAGUUUGUUGUCGUUCUUUGAAAUUAGACAGAAGAACAUGUAGAAAUUAGAGUGUAUAUAGGAUGGAACAUUUUUAACAAGCCUGGAUGAGGUACCAAUGUUGUGUCCCCAAAAAAAGGUCAUUUGCUGUCGUUUCCAUUGAGUUCGUGCAAUACAACCCAAAAAAAAAAAUUAUGGAAUUA